AUCCCCUCCCCUCCUCUCUCACUCAGCAUACAUACACUUUCAUGCAGAGACGGGAGGACUAUUUUUUUAUUCGUCCAGGUCGUUUUAAUCCGUUCUAGAGAAGCGUUUAUCAUGCUAAUGUACCUUGGUUUACUGCUAUUUCCAACGACCUAACAAAAGUUGAAGCCUGUCAUUUGAAUAAAGUCGUCACUUGACUGCGUAUAUAUUUUAUUUUCUCCGAUACGUGCUCUCAGGAGGAUAUACAGUCGCAUCCUGUUUGAAACUGAAGGAAGAUCUUCACACGGAAGCCUGGAUCUGUGAUUCUAGGAUUUGGUCGCCUGAGGCUCUUUCGCACCUGCCAGCAAAAUGUCUGCCCCAGAUGCCAAUGCAAGCCCGGGAGCCCCAGGAGCCCCAGAGGGUGAGGGGGGCUCUUCCUCCCAACCUCCCAACCUCACCAGCAACCGUCGUCUCCAACAGACACAGGCCCAAGUGGAUGAGGUGGUUGAUAUCAUGCGUGUGAAUGUGGACAAGGUUCUGGAAAGAGAUCAGAAGCUAUCAGAACUGGACGACCGGGCAGACGCGCUGCAGGCCGGAGCAUCACAGUUUGAGAGCAGCGCUGCGAAACUGAAAAACAAAUACUGGUGGAAGAAUGCUAAGAUGAUGAUCAUUAUGGGAAUCAUGGGGGUCAUCUUGGUGGGCAUCCUUUUCAUGUACUUCUACUACUGAGCCUCUCGGGGGACGCACAAGGACAUGAGACUCUGGCUUUGUGUGAACUCCACCCCUCCUUCUCUCCCCACCAAUGCCUUUCAUUAAAUCCACAGUGUGUGUGUGUGUGUGUGUGUGAAUGUGUGUGCAGUCAUUGACGCAGUGCCUCUCCCUCCCUUUGUCUGUCACUGCAUUUCUUUGUACCUCUCUUGAGUGCUUUGCAACAGUGCCCGAGCUUACUCAAAAACUCCUUCGGUUAGGAAUAUCUACUUAUGGUUUUAGAUUGAAGAAUGUGUUGGCCCUUUUCAGGCCCCUCCAAAAAAAACAUAUAAUAAAAAAUUAUGGGUGAUGCAAUAAUGUAGAUUUGUAGCACUGGUCCAAAUGAACCCAUGAAUAACUAAAGAGGGGAAAUGAAAGUUUGAGUUUAGGAUCAAGUCAUGCAUUUAUGCAUAGAAGCCAAAGUGUACUAGUUUCCCCAGAAACAUCAGCUGUGGUCCUAUCUUUAGAGUAUUAACAAAGUGCAACUGCAAUGAGAAUUAACAGGAAUAUUUUUUUAAAUUAGUUUUAACUCUCCUCCAUAUAUAGAUUCCUAUUAGCAAUUUGUUUUCACUUCUUAAUAUGAAACAUUAAAGACCUGAAUGGUUUUAGAGCGGUAAAGACUUAUAUGAUUUAAAUGUCUUAAAUUGAUUAGUGAUUUAGGAUGUUAAUUCCUUCUACAGUAUAUCAUAUAAUGUAAAACAUGGAUGGGGCAAUUUUUAUAAAUCAUUUUAAGAUUUAAAAUGUUUGAAAAAAGCAUAAGAGAAAGAUUGUAGGAUGUUUUAAGCAUCUCCAGUUGACUUAAGAGAAAUAUCUGAUCACAAAUUGUCACUUUUGCUGCUUGAUGUUAUGUCUUUGACAUUAAUGUCAGCCAGAAGAUCAUUAGAGUCUGGAGGAAAAAACAGAGAUGAAAAUAUUUAACUUUAAUGGUAAGAUGUGGUGUAAAAUGAAGAUCUAACAUUACAGUAGUGACCACAAUAUCAAAAAUAUCAAGAGUAGAUUUUUAAUAUAUUUAUAGGUUAAAGAUUAUUUUGACAAGUGUGCUCACAAAUGCAAUUUAUUUAUUGCUAAAUUAAAUGUGACUAUUAAAAACUUGGUCAAAUCAAUGGUGAAAUUUAGAUCUAGAUCAUAUACACCUCCGACUUUACUGGCAACAUGAUGUCUUUGGGUUGAGUGAACUACUGCUGAUAUGCAAAAUGAAGAAUAACAGGAGUAGAUUAAUGUAUUUGUAAAUAUCCAGGAUUCAGGGUGGGAGCAGAUACCUAAUCAGCACUGGAGAAGACAAUGUUCAGGGAUGUAACUCUGCAUGUGUUUGUGUAAAAUAUACAUGGGCACUUUAACCACCUUCAUUAUAGUGAUUGUAGGUUUAACUGGACAUUCUUUUGGUAUUAAGGACAUAUUGUCCAGCACCUAAAACUAUGAAAAUUUGCUCUCUGUUGACGUAGAAUUUAAUGCAAGAUGAUCAUUUGUGAAUAAUAUCCCCUACAUUCAUCAUUAACCUAAACUGCAAACCUAAUGCAGGGCAGUGAACAUUAUUCCCUUAAAAAAAAAAAAUGUCUACAUGUGUUAUAUGCAACUUGUAAAUAUGUGCUGCAGAGAUGCAUAAAAUACCAGUUCCUGUCCCUGAGCAUUUUAAGCCAAGCUGCUAACUUGUGGUUCAUUUUAAAGCAUGUCUGCUUGCCCACCAUGUGCUGAUUCUAAUAAAGUGCUGAUGCUGUUA
This is a messenger RNA of Carassius gibelio (silver crucian carp), 2440 nucleotides long. Its product is annotated as vesicle-associated membrane protein 2-like. Gene Ontology annotation, molecular function: syntaxin binding; SNAP receptor activity. Gene Ontology annotation, cellular component: plasma membrane; SNARE complex. The coding region runs from base 346 to 705 and encodes 119 amino acids. Lineage: Eukaryota; Metazoa; Chordata; Actinopteri; Cypriniformes; Cyprinidae. Gene Ontology annotation, biological process: SNARE complex assembly; vesicle fusion; vesicle-mediated transport. The transcript has 6 exons. The record is from RefSeq and is a predicted model, not a curated record.